AUGAAAAGAAUACUUAAUUAUUAUGUGUUAAUAAUUUUGUAUUAUUUCGAAAAUGUGGUAUCUGGUUCUAGUGCAGUUGGAAAAUUGACUAAUGUUAUUUAUACAAAUGCGAAUACAAAUAAUACAACGAGUGAACUGAGUAAAUUUCAGUACAUAUUUUUAAAUGAAAAUGAAGACAGUAAUUAUAUAAAUAGUUUACAUAUAGGAGAGAUAAAACUAAAAGAGGAAAUAUACUUUUACAAAAGUUUUACAAAAAUUAUAAAUUAUUUUAAAUAUAGAGUGCCAGCUAAUGUACAUUUUGUUUUUGAAUAUGAUGGGGGUGAUAUAAUAUUAUUAAAAAAUUAUAAGAAUGGUGUUAUAUGUGAAAUUAAUAAUUUAUUUUAUAGUGAAUCAGGUUUAAAAUAUUUUGAUAUGAAGAAAGAAUUGUACGUUAAGAGUGAGAAUUUUUAUAUAAAGAGGUUUGAUGCUUCGGAGUACGAUGAGGAUUCUAAGGGUAGUAAAGACAAUGAUAAAAAUGAUGAUAAUAGUGGUUAUAAUAAUGGGGAUGAUAAUAGGGAUGAUAAUAGGGAUGAUAAUAGGGAUAAUAGUAGUCAUAAUAUUAGGUAUAAUAGUAGUGAUAAUAAUAGUGAUAAUAAUAGCGAUUUAGUACCUAUGGCAGCUAUAUGUAAAAUAAAGAAUACCAAAUUUUUACCUGAAAAAUUAUUAUGUUAUCCGUCUGCACAUGAUCAUAACGAAAUAAAUGCAAUUUUUAUAAAAAAUGAAGAAUAUAAAAAUUUAUUAGAAUUAGCAUUUCCAUAUAUGAAUAAAGAAAAUACAUCUUUACUUAAAAAAAUAUCUAAUUAUUUUAAAAGCUUUGUAAGGAACGAUUUCGAGAAUAUAAACAUUGCUUAUUAUGUUUUUAAUAAAACCAUUGCUUGUAAUUUAAAAGUUUUGUUGGAAAAAAAUGCAAAUAAUUAUAUAGAAGGAAAUCAAAAAGAGACAAAACUAUCAAGAUAUAACGAUGAAAAAAUAGCUAAUAGUAAAAGCUUUUUGUUUAAUUCUCCUUUAUAUAGAAACCAAUUUGGUGAUAAUUAUAUUUUAUGGAAACACAUAAAUAAGAAUAUGACUAAAAUGAAUUUUGAUGUAUGUAAUAAAAUCUAUCUUAAUGAAAAUGAUUAUAAUAAUUGCUAUAAAAAUCUUCGAAAUAUGUAUGAAAUGCUUUUAUAUAAAAAUCCCAUCAUGGACAUAUUUAACAAGUCGAAGAUAAAAAACAUUUCUUCUGUUAAUAGAUAUACUGCUUUUUAUUACAAUAACAAUGACUAUGUUAUAAUAUUAAAAGAUUACAAAUUCCAUGUAUAUUUCAAGGUAAAAAAUAUAAUAGAUUUUGUUCUGUUUGUAGACUCAAACAACGAAAUAGGUUUUUAUUACAUUACUUUGAGUAAGAACAAACAGUUAGUACAUUUGUAUAGGUGUAGUUUAAACUCAAAUGAAGUAAAAUGUAAACAGGUAUCUUUUAUUCCUUAUGAAACUAUAUCACAUGAACAACCAAAAAUAUACUUAUCAACUACACAAAUGAGAGAUAUUUCAACUGUUUUUAUUAGCACACGAACAAAAAUAUGGAAAGUAUAUAAAGAGAAGGAUGGAAUGUACAACAGAAAGAUUAUUGAUUCUAUAAAAAACAUUUAUGAAGAAUAUUUUGGCCAUAUUAAUUGUUAUAUUAUACAAACUACAUAUGAAAGAGAACUUUUAUACAAAUAUUUUAAAAAUGUUUCAAAUACAGUAGAGAAUAUAGCUGGAUGUUCUUAUAUAAAACAUUUCAAUAAUUUUGAGAAUAAACUACUUAUAUCAUUUAUUGAAAAUAAUCAAUUCAUUCAAAGAACAUAUCACAUAAUUAAAAAUGUCAAUUUUAUAAUUUCUAGUGGAAAAACUAAAUUAACCAUAAAAGUAAAUGAACUGUUUGACAUACUUAUGAUGGUCAUUAUUAUCUUUUGUGUACUCUUAAGCGUUUACACCAUAUUUAAAAUUCUAUUUGUUAAUAAAUCAAAGGUGGGACGAAUGAAACAUUACUUUUUUGAUGAUACUAAACAUAGCUUUACAUCGACUAUAGAUCGUUAA
This is a messenger RNA of Plasmodium malariae, 2094 nucleotides long. RefSeq names its product conserved Plasmodium protein, unknown function. Bases 1 to 2094 code for a protein of 697 amino acids. Lineage: Eukaryota; Apicomplexa; Aconoidasida; Haemosporida; Plasmodiidae. The record is from RefSeq and is a predicted model, not a curated record. The transcript has 2 exons.